Molecule: messenger RNA, 1738 nt
Organism: Fomitiporia mediterranea MF3/22
Lineage: Eukaryota; Fungi; Basidiomycota; Agaricomycetes; Hymenochaetales; Hymenochaetaceae
Product: T-complex protein 1
Exons: 7
Coding region: 25-1671 (548 amino acids)
Biological process (GO): protein folding
Cellular component (GO): chaperonin-containing T-complex
Molecular function (GO): ATP binding; ATP-dependent protein folding chaperone; ATP hydrolysis activity
Source: RefSeq, a predicted model, not a curated record
ACCCCUCCUCAAGUUUGACCCACCAUGGCCGCCGUUGCUGGACCAGGACAGACGCCAGUCUUCGUUAUGAAUACUGCGCCAGAACGACAAUCUGGUCGCAAAGCCCAAAUUUCUAACAUAACUGCAGCAAAAACUGUCGCAGAUGUCAUUCGAACAUGCCUUGGCCCGAAAGCUAUGCUUAAGAUGAUUCUCGAUCCUAUGGGUGGUAUUUUGCUUACGAAUGACGGAAACGCAAUUUUACGAGAGAUAGAAGUGGCACAUCCCGCAGCGAAAAACAUGAUUGAACUAAGUCGGACGCAAGAUGAGGAAUGUGGAGAUGGGACGACGAGUGUCAUCAUUCUUGCCGGUGAAAUCCUUGCACAAUCCCUUCAACCGUUAGAGAGGAAUACGCAUCCAGUCGUCAUCAUCUCUGCGUUCAACAAAGCAUUACAAGAGGCGCUCGAGGUUAUCGAACGAAUAUCCAUCCCAAUCGACACAUCAAGCGAUGACGACAUGCUCGCUCUCAUAAAAACCUCCAUCGGCACUAAGUUCGUCGUACGGUGGUCGGAACAGAUGUGCAAGCUUGCCUUACAAGCUAUUCGCACUGUCACACAAAACGACACGGGAGUAACAUCUGUCGACAUUAAGCGUUAUGCACGUGUUGAGAAGGUACCUGGCGGCGAGAUCGAGCAAUCGUGUGUCCUCAGGGGAGUAAUGCUCAACAAGGACAUCACUCAUCCUAAAAUGCGACGUCGGAUUGAGAAGCCUCGAAUUAUUCUACUGGAUUGUCCACUUGAAUACAAGAAAGGCGAGAGUCAGACAAACAUCGAAAUAUCGAAGGAGGAAGACUGGAAUCGCGUGUUGGAGAUUGAAGGGGAACAAGUCAAGAUGAUCUGCGAAAAGCUCAUUGAGUUUAAGCCGGACCUCGUCUUUACUGAGAAAGGCAUCUCCGACCUUGCACAGCACUACCUGCUCAAAGCGAAUAUCACUGCAAUCCGAAGGGUUCGAAAAUCAGACAAUAACCGUAUUGCACGAGCUGUUGGCGCAACGAUCGUAAAUCGUGUCGAGGACCUGCGAGAAUCGGACGUUGGCACGAAAUGUGGGCUCUUCCAUAUCGAAAAGAUCGGCGAUGAAUAUUUCACAUUCCUCACCGAGUGCGAGUCACCCAAGGCAUGCACGAUAUUGCUUCGAGGGCCGUCGAAGGAUAUCUUGAACGAGAUUGAUCGUAACCUAGCAGAUGCAAUGGCUGUUGCUCGGAAUGCGAUUUUCAACCCGCGUCUUGCACCCGGCGGCGGUGCAACGGAGAUGGCGAUCAGUGUGGCUCUUCAAGCAAAGGCACGCAGCAUCGUCGGUGUCCAGGGACAGCCUUUCCGUGCUGUCGCAGAUGCGAUGGAAGUCAUCCCUCGUACACUGGUGCAGAAUGCCGGUGGCAAUGCGAUUAGGGUACUGACUGAGUUGAGAGCUAAGCACGUUGCUGGUGAACAUUCUUGGGGCAUCAACGGCGAUACGGGCAAGAUUGUUGACAUGAAGUCCUAUGGACUGUACGAGUCUGCUAGUGUGAAGGUACAAAUUCUCAAAACCGCUAUCGAGGCGGCUCGCAUGCUCUUGCGUGUUGACGAUGUUGUACAAGCCGUACGGAAGGAAAAAGGUCAACAGGAGCAGGGUCCGCCUCCAGAAGAGAUGGCGGAGUAGGGUUAGACCAUAGAAUGGGAUAGCAAAGAUAUGAGGUGGUGAUACGGGUGUGUGUCUUUAGAGAGCA